AUAAUAUCGGGAAAGUUAUUUUGAAUAAUACUUCAGCUGACUCAUCGCAAAAUCAACAUGAAGGUGUUCUCUUGUUUUGUUAUUUUGGUGUCGCUAUUAUGUCUAGCUUCUACUUGUUGCCUAAAAUCCAAAUAUUGGGAUAUCAAAACAAGUAAAAUGGACGAGAUGCUGGAGAAGAUGGAAUACAUGAUGGAGAAAAAGUUGGAGAUGAAGUGCAAACUAGAUGCGUACAAGAAUAUGAAACAAGCUAUGAGUUUUGCAGGCAAGCUGCCUUGUAACUGUGAAUACGUUUUUGGACAUCCUAUAGAACAGUGCAAACCAAAAUCUUGCAAUGCAGCACCUUGUGUCAUGCAUCCCCCACAAUUUGGAGGUUUUUACUUUUGAUGUGUUAUAAUUUGUUGUUAUUUAUUUAUUUUUUAUUACAUAUGAUGAAAAAUAAAGAUUUCAAUAAGUGUA
This is a messenger RNA of Harmonia axyridis, 456 nucleotides long. RefSeq lists its product as uncharacterized. The transcript is spliced from 2 exons. The coding region runs from base 58 to 384 and encodes 108 amino acids. The record is from RefSeq and is a predicted model, not a curated record. NCBI's taxonomy places the organism in Eukaryota, Metazoa, Arthropoda, Insecta, Coleoptera, Coccinellidae.